This is a messenger RNA of Didymodactylos carnosus, 1003 nucleotides long. The record is from the annotation of a GenBank genome assembly. NCBI's taxonomy places the organism in Eukaryota, Metazoa, Rotifera, Eurotatoria, Philodinida, Philodinidae.
GGCGGAAUCUACGUUUUUCAGGGCUUUUCGUAAAAUAUCAAUAUCUCAGCAACGAUACAACUUUUUGAUUUGCGCCUUUUACCAAAAUUCCUUAAAAUGUUUGGUCUACAAAAGUCCCCUACUUUGGAAAAGUUUCGAGAACAUCGAUUGAAGGCCACUCCGCUGUAAUAGGUCGUGGCUUACGUGCAAUGGCUCUUAAAUAAUUUUCAAAUUUCAGAAAUUCUUUAGUCUUUCAAUUCAGCUAUUGUAAAACUAUUGAUAAAAAAAUUUUAUUUAGAAAUAUAUCUUUUUAUUUAGAAAUAUAUCUUCGGCGAGUUUUUCCAAUGACACUCAUGAACGACUAAUUUCUGUACCAUUAACACCGUCAUCAUCAUAUCGUGAACUGUUUACACCAGUAAAUUAUUCUGUUACAAAAGACCAUCAACAAAAAGCGUAUCUCACACCAUCAACAACUAUCCCAUCGCUUCAAUCAUCUAGACUUUCACUCAAUACGGAAGGUGAUGGUAGAAGACAACGACGACGCCGUUCAUUUUUACAUAAUGCUCUUGUUCAAAAAGCUGUACAUGCGUUUCAAUUCGAUUCACAGCAUAGUAGUGAACGAAAAGCAAUGAAAGUACUCGGUAUUGUUUUUGUAGUGUUUUUAAUUGCUUGGGUACCAUUCUCUUUUAUAAAUAUUUUAUCCGCAAUUUGUACAUCAUGUCAUAUAACACCAUCGCUAUUAAACAAAUUAAGUUGGCUUGGAUAUAUUUCUUCAAAUCUCAAUCCGAUUAUUUAUACUGCAUUCAAUGUUAGAUUUCGUCGAGCAUUUGUCUCAAUAUUAAUUUGCCGACUUAAAUAUUUUCAAAGUAAAAUGCGUAGUAACAUUUAUGUGUUUGUUUCAAGUAAUGAAGGAAGUGAUCAUAUAUCGAAUGGACGACCACGAUCACAAAAUGAAAUUUUUCUACAUAAUAAUCAUAAUGGCUCUAAUAUAGGAAAAAAAUCGUCGUAUGUUGUAAUGAAAUAA